UUCGCUGUCCUUAUCCAUUUACCAAAUCCGUCUUUCGUAGCUGCUUUCUCAAUCUGAAUUCCCAAUCUACCCUCACCUGCCACUUUUUUAACUAUCUACCCCUUUCUCCCUCGUUCACUACACAGAUUUGUCCUCUUCUCCUCCAUCGUCGCUUUAUCACAGAAUGAAAUGAUCGAAGGUUUUUCCUGUUAACCAAACCCUAACUCGUUCCUUUCUGUGCUGACGCUGAUUCACUGAGUUCACGAUUCCAACUCCUUCAUCAACCAUGAGCCGUUUCAGGAGAAUCGAUAUCCUCGAGCCUUACUCUUCACCUCUCUUCGUUAAGAAAACCUCCAUUUUCGCUCCCAAGCCCUUAGCUUUUCCCUCAUUUUUCGAAGAAGAGGAUGAUCUUACCUUCGCUCUCGACGUAUUGAAUCCUUUCCCUUGCUUUAGCCCCAUCGAAAUCUACGACAGCGUCACCGAUCUGGUCCAAAUCGAGAAAACGCCGUCCUUUUGCUCGUACAAGAGGAUCCAACGCCGAGUCGAGCCUGAGUUUUCUAUACAAACCUUGUGCGACCGAGUUACCGCAUUGGAGUCCAAAUUCGACCGUCUCGUUAACGCGAGAAAGAGCGGUGGGGAGAGGAAGUACACGUGGACGACGGAGAUCAAGGGACCGGUAGAGAAGAAGUACAAAUGGAUAGCGGAGAUCAAAGACGGGAAGAAAAAAGAAGCGGAGAAAGAGAAGAAGUAUAAAUGGACGGCUGAGAUUGAAGGAAAGGGAAUCGAUGGGCCGAUCUCGAGGAAAUACACGUUUACAGCAUCGACGGGUGAUGCAGGUGAGUUUAGCAAAUUAGAGAAAAAGCAAAAGAAUGAGAAGAAGGCUCAUAAAAAGGACAAGAAAGGAGAGAAUGACACGCGUAUAGUGGAGAUUGAAGAGCCGUCUGAUCAUGGCGCUGUCGUGUUGAGACAGGCUUUUGCCAGAAGAGCUGGUGUUAUUAGAAAUAACAGGGGCAAGAAGAAGGAAUUGUCUCCUCAAGAUGCUGCAUUGAUGAUCCAAGUAACAUUCAGAGCUUAUCUGAUCCGUAGAUCACAGGCCCUUCGUGCCCUUAGGGAAUUGGCAGUUGCCAAGUCUAAACUGAAAGAGAUCAGAGCAUAUUUUAAUAACUUCUCCUACCGUCGUCGGGUAGCCCAGGAUGCAGAAGAACGUCAAAGGUUCUCUGAGAAAAUCAUUGUCCUGCUGCUUACUGUUGAUGCCAUUGAGGGGGCUGAUCUAAUGGUACGAGCUGCGAAGAAGUCAAUGGUAGACGAGCUGGAAGCAAUGCUUGAUGUGGUGGAUCCUCAGCCCCCUGGGAAAUCACUUUCGAUGAGGAGGAGGACAUUUGACAUGCCAGAUAGUGUCAUCCAGAAGGAAAUUGCUGAGGGUGUGGCACAGGUUGUUCAAAUGUUUGAGAGUGAAGAGAACGCUGCUGCUGUUUGAGGCAUUUUUGUAAAAAUCUUGUAAUAUGUUGGGUUCCUUGCUAGUCUGAUGUUUGGAAGAUGCAGCGAGCUUAGUUUAUGAUGUGUGGACCUGGAAUUUUUGUUGCCGUCUCUCUUUCUUCGGUGGUACUAUGUUCUGCAUGAACAUCUUCGACUUAUAUGUUCCUGCUUUUGUAAAAGGUGGUACUUGUUUUAAGCAAGAGCUUCGUUCCCUUCUGUUUUUUUGCUUGUA
Molecule: messenger RNA, 1687 nt
Organism: Theobroma cacao (cacao)
Lineage: Eukaryota; Viridiplantae; Streptophyta; Magnoliopsida; Malvales; Malvaceae
Gene: BAG7
Product: BCL-2-associated athanogene 7
Biological process (GO): protein folding
Cellular component (GO): plasmodesma
Molecular function (GO): protein-folding chaperone binding
Source: RefSeq, a predicted model, not a curated record